UAGGCUGUUCUCUUGUCUCAGAAGGUGGAGCUUCUGAGCUUUUAUAACCUUGAACCACACAAAUUCAGGCCUCACUCUGCUUGAGAAGAACUUUCACAUGUCCAGCAGGACUUCCAGCAGGAAAGCAAACACUUAGGAACAUGGCUGGGAAACCUAAGCUUUACUACUUCAAUGGAAGAGGUCGAAUGGAAACCAUAAGGUGGCUGUUGGCUGCAGCAGGAGUCGAGUUUGAAGAACAACUUAUUGAGGUGAAAGAAGAUCUAGAAAAAUUAAGGCAGGGUGGAGACCUGCUCUUUCAGCAAGUGCCCAUGGUGGAAAUGGAUGGGAUGAAGAUGGUGCAGACCCGAGCUAUUCUCAACUACAUUGCAACCAAACACAAUCUCUACGGGAAGGACAUGAAGCAGAGAGUAUGGAUUGAUACGUACUGUGAAGCUACUAUGGAUAUGAAUAAAUCAAUAACCAUGCUUCCCUUCAAGCCAGCUAACAAGAGGGAGAAGGCGUUUGCAGACAUUAUUGAAAAAGCCACCACCAGAUACUUCCCAGUCUUCGAAAAGGUCUUCAAAGAUCAUGGGCAAAAUUUUCUUGUUGGAAAUCAGCUCAGCAGAGCGGAUAUUCAAUUGCUUGAAGCCAUUUUAACAGUGGAAGAGCUGAAGGCUGAUAUUCUCACCAAAUUCCCUCUUUUAAUGGCUUUUAAAGAGAGAAUAAGCAACAUACCUACAGUCAAGAAAUUUCUGCAGCCCGGUAGCCCAAGAAAACCACCAAUAGAUGAAAAGGGUAUUAAAAAGGCAACGGAAGUUUUCCACUUAAUUGACGACUAGCAUCAUAGUUGAUGCACUAUUGUAGCCACAGGCAAAGCACUAAAACUGAAAUGGGACAACACUGUUUCGCCUCAGCAAGCUGUCCUAAGUUAUAAAAGAGUCCUUAACUGUUAACAGAUGAAAUAAUAGUUUAAUGGGAAUUGUCUCAUUUCAUUUUGUUCAUUUACUUGGAGCACAACCUCAGUAAAGCCCUUUGAUUCCUUUAUAACAAGAGUUUCUGCAAUAACAACUCAAAUAAUUUUUUGCAAACACUACCCUCAGCUAAAGCACACAUGA
This is a messenger RNA of Podarcis raffonei (Aeolian wall lizard), 1094 nucleotides long. Its product is annotated as glutathione S-transferase-like. Gene Ontology annotation, biological process: xenobiotic metabolic process; glutathione metabolic process. Gene Ontology annotation, molecular function: glutathione transferase activity. The transcript is spliced from 7 exons. NCBI's taxonomy places the organism in Eukaryota, Metazoa, Chordata, Lepidosauria, Squamata, Lacertidae. The record is from RefSeq and is a predicted model, not a curated record. Bases 141 to 818 code for a protein of 225 amino acids.